Molecule: messenger RNA, 535 nt
Organism: Sabethes cyaneus
Lineage: Eukaryota; Metazoa; Arthropoda; Insecta; Diptera; Culicidae
Gene: osi
Product: electron transfer flavoprotein regulatory factor 1
Exons: 3
Coding region: 55-303 (82 amino acids)
Biological process (GO): respiratory electron transport chain
Cellular component (GO): mitochondrion
Source: RefSeq, a predicted model, not a curated record
UUGUUUUGAUAAGAAAUUAUCAGUUUUGGAACUCACUGCAACCCACAACAAACCAUGUCCGGCAACAGAAGGCGCGUACUGGAUCUGUACAAACGGUUGCAAUAUCUCGGACGGGAGUACCCCGGUGGUGCGGACAAGUUUCGCCAAAAGUGCUACAAUGCCUUCAAACGUCAAAGCGUGGAAACCGAUCCGGAGAAAAUCGAGAAAUCCAUUGCCCUGGGCGAGUACGUCGUUAAGGAGAUUGAAGCACUCUAUAGCUUGCGCAAGUAUCGGGCCAUGAAGAAGCGGUACUACGACAAUUGACAAUUGUCAUUGGAGGUUGUUCUACGCAAAACGGCAGCUCAACGAUGCUUGAAUUUUUGAUAACUUUAUAGUUUGUGGCUGCUAAAUUGGAACGUGUUACGAGUGAAUUUGUCAAGAACAUGACUUGAGAUUCAUCGUUGUUAAAUCAUCACUAAAUCCCGAGUUCCUUCAGAAUUUUAUAUGAUCCUAAUGAGAUUAGUACUACAAUAACUGUUUCGAAGAGAAUGAUUGU